AUGCCGAACACUGGUAUUGCUCAUUUGCAAAGUUUCGUCGAAGGGGACAACUUUGUGGAAUACCUCAUGAGAGCGGAUUUUUUCUUUGAGGCCAACAAAAUCACUUCCAACGAUGAAACGCGUGCCCUUUUGUUGACUGCAAUUGGAAAGAAGACCUUCUCAUUGCUUCGCAACUUACUUCAGCCGAAAGAAAUAAAAGAUGUAAAAUAUACCGACAUUGUGAAAGUUUUAACGGAUUACUAUUCCCCGGCUUCUUCAACCAUUAUGGAAAGGUUUCGCUUCUACAAUCUCAAACAAGGUAACGAAGAUAUUUCAACGUUCAUUGUAAAAAUAAAGGAACUCGCCAGCAAGUGCAACUUCGGUGCAUUUCUAAACGACGCACUUCGAGAUAAAUUGGUUUGUGGAUUACAGUCCGAACAAAUUCAAAACAAAUUACUCAGUGAAAAAGACGUUGAUUUCGCUAAAGCUUCUGAACUGGCUCUUGCUAUGGAAACAGCAUCUAGAGAGACCAAGUUACUAAAAGAAGAAAAUCAAAGCGUCCUCAAAAUUAAUGAGUAUAAGAAAGUAAAACCAAAAGAUUCGACACGGAAGAAUUUUGGAAAGCCAACAUAUCCUCAUCAAAUUACAAAAGUAAUAAAAUCGUGCAAGCACUGUGCUAAAUUUCACAGAGGAGAGUGUAAGUUCAAGAAUGCUACGUGUUAUCAAUGUGGUGUAAAGGGUCACAUUAAGCCUGCAUGUAAAGCUUCAAAUACGAAUUUUCUUGAAGGUGCUGCAAAUGUAAGUGAUAAAUCAGAACCUUAUUUGAAUAACAUUUUUUCUAAAAAUUCGGGUAACGUAAGUGUGAAUGAACAAUCAGAAUAUUUGAAUAACAUUGUUAAGUCUAAGAAUUCGAGUAGCGUUAAACCAUACACUACUGAUGUUCAUAUCAAUGGGGUGAAAGUGAAUAUGCAAAUUGACACUGGCAGUGAAUAUUCAAUUAUUUCGUUAAAUAAAUUAAAAAAAUUGAAAUUAAAUUGCAUAGAGUCGAAACCAGCCCCAAUAUUGAAAUCUUACACUAACAAUGAUUUAAAAAUUGUAGGAAAUUAUGAUGUACCCGUAAUUUAUUUGAAUAAGUGUUACAGUUUACCAUUAAUUGUGGUUGAUUGUGAUAAUGAUAAUAAGCCUAUUUUGUUGGGUAGAAAAUGGAUCAAAAUAUUGAAAAUUAGGAUUGAUGAUUGUAUAAAUAUGGUACUUGAUAAAAAUGUAAAUUUUGAUAAUGUCUCUUCUACUGUUGAGUAUUUUAAACAUAAAUAUCCAAAUUGUUUUAAUCUAAAUGAUACAACUGGUAUUUUGGGUGUACCUAUUAAUAUAGCAAUGAAAUCGGAAACUAUUCCCAUUUUUUGCAAAAGUAGACCAGUCCCUUAUGCUUUAAGAAAUCUUGUUGAUAAGGAGUUGGAUACUCUUAUUAACAAUGGUGUUUUGUACCCUGUUGGCCAUUCCAAAUGGGCAACACCAAUAGUUGCUGUUCCCAAACUGGAUGGAAAUGGUAGGGAAGCUGUUAGAAUUUGCGGGGAUUUUUCACUUACUGUCAACAAGUUUUGUGAAACUCAAUUUUAUCCUCUACCAUCUCAGGAAGAAAUUAUAACUAGUAUGGGAAGUGGGAAAUAUUUUUCUAAAAUAGACUUAUCAAAAGCUUUCCAUCAGAUUCAAAUUAGCCCUGAAUCACAGGAAUUGUUGACAUUAAAUACCCCCAGAGGUUUACUCAGGUAUUCUAAACUUCCUUUUGGGAUCAAAUCAGCUUCUUUUCUUUUCCAACAAAAGAUGGAUGAAAUAUUGAAAGAUUUUUCGUAUACAAAUUGUUACAUAGAUGAUUUAUUUAUAAGGGCAAAUACAAAAGAAGAAUGUAUAAAAAGAACUGAAAUUGUUUUGGAUAGGCUAAAUUCUUACAAUGUUAAGAUAAAUCUUUCUAAAUGUGAAUUCUUUAAAGACAGUAUUCAAGUUCUAGGGCAUAAGAAAGAUUUCACUGAUGUCCAUCCUUUAGAUGAAAAGUGUAAUGAUAUAUAUCAAGCUUCGGUGCCUACAAAUUGUACUGAACUGAAAAGCUAUCUUGGAUUAUUAGGCAAAACUUUGUUAAAAAAGCAUAAUAUCUUGGUUCAUUUUGAUAUGGCAAAACCAAUAGUUUUGCAAUGUGAUGCAUCAGACUAUGGCGUGGGGGCUGUCUUGUGUCAUGAAUUUCCUGGCGGUGAGCUUCGACCAAUUUUUUUCGCUUCCAAAACUUUGAGUAAAGCUGAAAGAAAUUAUGCUCAAGUGCAUAAAGAGGCUUUGGCCAUAAUUUUUGGUAUAAAAAAGUUUAAUAAAUUUUUACAAGGUCAAAAAUUCACCAUCGAGACAGACUCUAGGCCAUUGUUAACAUUAUUUGGUCAUAAUAAACCUGUACCAACUAUGGUUAACGCGAGAAUGCAAAGAUGGGCCAUUAUCCUUUCAAAUUAUGAUUAUGUAAUAAGGCAUAAAAAGGGUACAGAGUUGUUGCUCGCUGAUGCACUAUCUCGAUUACCAUGUAAAGAUGAUGAACCAAUUGAUGAGUUCACACAUUUCAUAUGUUUCUUUUCUGAUUUUGAAAAUUUAAAGAUUGAUGAUAUUCAGAGAGCAACGUCUCUUGAUCCUUGUUUAUCAAAAGUGUUGAAUUACACUAAGUUUGGUUGGCCUACUGAUGUUGAAGAAAAUCUUAAUGAAUUCAAAAAGGUAAAGAAUGAAUUAAGUGUUGAAGGAAAUUGUUUACUUAGAGCAAAUAGGUUAGUGGUUCCAGAAAUAUGGUAUAAAAAAGUACUGGAGCUUCUUCACAAUGAACAUCCAGUUAAAGUUAAUAACAAAACACGAUAUGUUCAUUCUGAUCAUCUUAGAAAGUCUGCAAUAGACGAGGAAAAAUUUAGUUUUUCAAAUUUAACUAAUAUGAACCCUGAUGUUAAUGUACCAUCCAUUAGGAAUGCUAUUUUACCUGCAUUAGAUAUUGCUAGCAAACCUAACGAAGAAAAUGCUCAAUAUAAUUGUGCAAAUGAAACAUUACAUAAUGCAGAACCGUCAAUAGUUAAGCCCGAAAAUCCUCCGAAUGCUGAAUCGCAAAAAUCACCGAUACGUUCUACCAGACCAAAGCGAAACGUAAAACCCAUUCAAAGAUAUGGCAUUGAUUCAUGA
Molecule: messenger RNA, 3171 nt
Organism: Uloborus diversus
Lineage: Eukaryota; Metazoa; Arthropoda; Arachnida; Araneae; Uloboridae
Exons: 3
Coding region: 1-3171 (1056 amino acids)
Molecular function (GO): nucleic acid binding; zinc ion binding
Source: RefSeq, a predicted model, not a curated record